Messenger RNA from Asparagus officinalis (garden asparagus), 1527 nucleotides. RefSeq names its product homeobox-leucine zipper protein HOX16-like. The record is from RefSeq and is a predicted model, not a curated record. The transcript has 4 exons. NCBI's taxonomy places the organism in Eukaryota, Viridiplantae, Streptophyta, Magnoliopsida, Asparagales, Asparagaceae. Gene Ontology annotation, cellular component: nucleus. Gene Ontology annotation, molecular function: DNA-binding transcription factor activity, RNA polymerase II-specific; sequence-specific DNA binding. Bases 457 to 1290 code for a protein of 277 amino acids. Gene Ontology annotation, biological process: positive regulation of DNA-templated transcription.
CUCACCAAGGGCAAUUUUGUCAUUCACCAAACUAUUCCUCACUAUAAAAGCCACCAUCUCCUCCUCAAUCAACUUUAGCUCCAACGCCAUCCAAUAGAAAACAGAAAGAGAGAAAGAGAACACUCCCUCCUCCAUCUCUCCGGCCGCCGGAAUCUCAAGAUUCCGACCAAAUAUCUCAAUACAAAGCUCUCAAUCCAUCAAUUGAUCUGAAUAACCUUAGGAUUACCGUGGUGGUGGUUCAUGAUGGGGUUUUCCUUGUUUCCGAUGAAGACAUCCACAAGGCUUCUGUGGAGUACGAGCUUCUUCCGUCACAAGAUUUUCUUCUUCUUCUAAGCAAACAUCCAUUCUUAAAUAAAGAGAGAGUAUACAUAUAUAUAGCUCUAUAAGUUUGUGAUACUAGGUUUCGAGAACCAAAGAUCUUGCAGUGGUUUGGUCUGGUCUGAGACAUAGCAAGUCAUGGAUUCAGGCCGUUUGAUUUUCGAUUCUUCUUCUUCCCACCGUGGUCACAUGCUCAUCCUUGGCGGAUCGGGGAACUCGAUCUUCCGAGGGUCGAGAUCGUUGCUUGGAAUGGAGGACGGUGUCAGCAAGCGCCGGCCCUUCUUCACCUCUCCAGAAGAGCUUCUGGAGGAAGAGUACUACGAUGAGCAACUUCCCGAGAAGAAGCGCCGCCUCACUCCCGAACAGGUACACAUGCUGGAGAGGAGUUUUGAGGCGGAGAACAAGCUGGAGCCAGAGCGCAAGAGCGAGCUGGCAAAGAAGCUCGGGCUGCAACCGAGGCAGGUGGCCAUCUGGUUCCAGAACAGGCGUGCUCGCUGGAAGACCAAGCAGCUCGAGAGGGACUUUGACCGACUGAAAGCGGCCUAUGAUUCCCUCUUGGCUGAUCAUGACUCCCUCCUCAAGGACAAUGAUCGGCUUCGCUCUCAGAUUACCACCAUGAAUGAGAAGCUCCAAACCAAGGAGCCCACGGUGGUGGAGCCCGUGGCUGAGUCCACAUCAGGCAAGACCACCUCUCCCAUCACAAACAUGCAAGCUGCCAAGGCAGAGGACCACCUGAGCACUGGGAGCGGAGGGAGCGCGGUUGUUGACACUGACGCCCAGCAGCUUGUCGACAGCAGCGGAGAAUCCUACUUCCAUGAAACCUUCCACGGAGACUGCAUCAUGGGCUCCGCUGUCGACGGUGGUGGGGUCCACUCUGAGGAGGACGACAGAAGUGACGAUGGCUGUAAUUAUCUUCCGUUUGGGGAGAACCAUCAUCAUGUUGUUGAUAACUGGUGGGGUGUCUGGAACUGAGUUGAGUAAAGUCUUGUUACAUGCUACUUUUCUCCGAUCAUGUCAAUUUCGACUGCCGUUAAUGUGUAGGUAUGUUGGCUUGUAUGUGUAUUUUCAUGAUAAUUUGGUCUAUGGUGAGGAAUAAGUAUGUGAUGCUUAGAGAUGAGACUCUAUCUAGGCUUCAUAUGUUGUGAUUACUGUUGUUACUACUCAAGCAUUGUGUCAAAUAGAAGAGAUUAUGGUUAUACUUUUGGGAAA